CGGGCAAAGCGGAGGGCAGGAGCCCGGCCGGCGGGUGCGCGCGCCAUGGAACAGCGGUUAGCCGAGUUCCGAGAGGCCAGGAAACGGGCAGGGCUGGCGGCCGAACCCAACACUUCGAGCCGGAGUGCACAAACCUCAGGGAAGAAGGCGGAAGCAGCUGCGACUCCAAAGGCAGCUCCAGGCUGGCUAAAACGGUUCCUGGUGUGGAAACCGAGGCCCGCGAAUAUCCGGGCCCAGCCCAGCCUCGCUCAGGAAGUGGCUCAGCUGGGGAGCAGCACGUCACAGCCACCACGGAACACAGCCAUUCCUCUGCCUUCAGCACAGGACCAGUCUUUCCUGAUCAACAUCACCUUCUUGAAGGUUCUUCUCUGGUUGGUCUUGCUGGGAUUGUUUGUGGAACUGGAAUUUGGCCUGGCCUAUUUUGUCCUCUCCUUGUUCUACUGGAUGUAUGUCGGGACACGAGGCCCCGAAGAGAGGAAAGAGGGAGAGAAGAGCGCCUACUCGGUAUUCAACCCAGGCUGCGAAGCCAUCCAGGGCACCCUGACAGCAGAGCAGUUGGAACGCGAGUUACAGUUUAGACCCCUCGAGGGGAGAUAGGCCCUGCUCUCUUGCAGCUAGCCUCCCACAUGGCUCCCUCAUAGCCUCUGGACAUGGGCUCGUGGGUUUGAUUUCAAGUGCCCAAGACCUUAUAAGAGCAGCUUGCAGGUUAGUUCUGUGGCUGUGAACUUCUGCAUUCUUUCCCCAAUCUUCUGCUGCGGUUUUAUCAUUGAACUUCUCUUUGGUUUUGGUGAAACCCCUUGAAUGACACUCAGUGUGGAUAUGAUGCCCUUUAUAAAAAGUACAUACUCAAAAAAGAGA
This is a messenger RNA of Herpailurus yagouaroundi (jaguarundi), 858 nucleotides long. RefSeq names its product SAYSVFN motif domain containing 1 (gene SAYSD1). The transcript is spliced from 2 exons. NCBI's taxonomy places the organism in Eukaryota, Metazoa, Chordata, Mammalia, Carnivora, Felidae. The record is from RefSeq and is a predicted model, not a curated record. The coding region runs from base 46 to 597 and encodes 183 amino acids.